This is a messenger RNA of Pecten maximus, 1289 nucleotides long. Its product is annotated as retinal homeobox protein Rx1-like. Lineage: Eukaryota; Metazoa; Mollusca; Bivalvia; Pectinida; Pectinidae. Bases 160 to 1020 code for a protein of 286 amino acids. Gene Ontology annotation, biological process: regulation of transcription by RNA polymerase II. Gene Ontology annotation, molecular function: RNA polymerase II transcription regulatory region sequence-specific DNA binding; DNA-binding transcription factor activity, RNA polymerase II-specific. The record is from RefSeq and is a predicted model, not a curated record. The transcript has 5 exons.
AGGAAAUCGUGUCGUUCCACAAACCUACACCAGACUUCACACUGAACCGAUCUCGCAACAUUAUUCUGAGCUGUUACAUCAGUUUAUAUAAAACAAACUUUAAAAGAAGCUUGAUAAAUCGAAAAAGAUUAUAUCGAUUCAGCAGGGUUGUCAGUAAAAAUGCACGUGGAACGGCAAGAAAAUCAGUUAACAUCGAAUGAUCUGAGAAGGACUUUAACGAAGCAUUCAAUUGAUACAAUACUACGGACCGAGGACAACCUUAAAACAUACCUGACGGAGACACAAAGAGAUGACGUCACACCAGAAACUUCGGUUAAUGUGACAGAGUUUUCUGCCGGAGAGGAUUCAUUUCACAGCAGCAGCGAGGAAAGUGACAGCAAUUCAAACGAAAAGGAAAAGGACGAUGAGCACUGCGACGUCAUCGGAAAUGGUGUUGGACACAUGUUACCUGAUGAGACGAGAAAGAAAAGACGCAUAAGGACUACUUUCUCCGCGGAUCAAUUGAAAUCUUUAGAGGAAGUAUUCCGAGUCACUCACUACCCGGAUGCCAAUGCGCGUGAAGAGUUGUCCGACAAAACGGGACUACCGGAAGCUCGAGUUCAGAUAUGGUUCCAGAACCGUAGAGCUAAGUGGCGCAAGUAUGAGAAGUUGGGGAAUUUCGGAGGACUCCAGGAUCUUCGAGAAACGGAAUAUGUUCCGGCUCCGCGCUCAUCGAUCCGGACUGACGAUCUCCAUACUGGAUCUCCGAUACAGACCACCGUUCCCAAAUGCAACCAAGAUACCGGAAGUGACGAAACAUUAGAUGAUGAAAACGGAGAACAAAUAUCACCUCUGAACUUGUCCAUGUCUCCACUUCCGUUUUACCGAUCAGUACCAGUGUUUCCGGUGCCGUAUCCGUUUACAACUAGAUACAUAAACUUUGGUCUUGUGGAGAAUCGACGGACCGGAAGUAUAGCUGCACUGCGAUUGAAAGCACGUGAGCACGAGGCUGCCAUGGAGAUGCAAUAUAUGUACAAAUGAGAAUCGUUGUGUUGUUGAUUACUGAACUAGACACGACCUUCCGCGCAUGGGCACAGUAUGAGGAUGAACAUAAUUGAUACAGACCCAAAGUAUCAUGGGUCUUUCAUUGUUAAGCUGUUCAUAGCAAUUGAUGAAACGAAUUAGUUUUCUCAUGAUAGAUUUUGAUAUAGACAUCGAAAAUAUAUCACAAAAACUGUCACCCUUUUUUAAAAUUCAUUUGAGUUAUCUCAGUUAAACGGCGUUCAUGUAGCAAAUAGUCGCCAUAUGAC